Molecule: messenger RNA, 3415 nt
Organism: Biomphalaria glabrata
Lineage: Eukaryota; Metazoa; Mollusca; Gastropoda; Planorbidae
Product: bifunctional methylenetetrahydrofolate dehydrogenase/cyclohydrolase, mitochondrial-like
Exons: 7
Coding region: 163-1464 (433 amino acids)
Biological process (GO): tetrahydrofolate interconversion
Cellular component (GO): mitochondrion
Molecular function (GO): methylenetetrahydrofolate dehydrogenase (NADP+) activity; methylenetetrahydrofolate dehydrogenase (NAD+) activity; methenyltetrahydrofolate cyclohydrolase activity
Source: RefSeq, a predicted model, not a curated record
CUUACAUAGUCAUAAUCAUUAUAUAAAUCUCUAGUAGCUAGAUCUAGAAUAGAAUAUGUGCUAGAUUUUGUGUUACAAAAUGCAAAUCUUAAAUUAUUCAUUCUGAGACUAUCUGACUAUCUCAAUCUCGAUCCUUAAUGACUAGACUAUAACAUUACAAGAAUGCAUUCAACUAUGUUGUGCAUUAGAUCAAUUCGCUAUCAUACCAACAAAAUUCAUGGGCUUGGACUUAUAGAUCUAGUUCAUUAUGGUCUGCCCAUUAAUCUUACCACUUACACAUUAUGUAAAUUACCUUUGUUACAAAUGAAUCGUCAACUGCACAGUCUGCAUUGUAACUAUUUACAAUGUACAAUCAAAUUGAAAACUGUGCCAUUGGAACUGAAAAACAAAGGCUUACUAAGACAGAACCCUGGAAAAAACUUCAUUUUUUUUGCUACAAGAAACACUCAUGAUCAAAGUGCAUUAACAAGUAUUAAAUCUCAUACAGGCAGUGAAAAUCUAAAAUAUUUCAUAAAGCCUGAAUUAUCACUUUCUAAGGCUGCUGUGAUUGAUGGUAAAGCAAUAGCGCAAGUCAUAAAAGAUGAAAUAAAAACAGAAGUUUCAUCACUUGUUGCUGAUGGUAAAAGAGCACCUCACCUCUCUGUUCUCCUUGUAGGAAACAAUCCAGCCAGCAUCAUAUAUGUCAGAAACAAAGCUCUGGCUGCACAGUACACUGGAAUCUCUUGUGAUAUACUUCGCAUACCAGAAAAUGUGAGUGAAGGAGAAGUGCUGAAGGAAAUAGAAGCUCUCAACAGACUGCCUGAGGUGGAUGGAAUACUGGUACAGCUUCCUCUGCCUCCAAACAUGAGUGAAAGAACUGUCUGUGAUGCUGUGCUGCCUGGCAAAGAUGUGGAUGGCUUUAAUGUACUUAAUGUUGGCAGAUUCUGUGUCAACCAGGAAGCAUUUAUUCCUGCCACACCUUCUGGAGUUCUGGAAAUCUUAAAGAGGUUAAACAUUAACACAUUGGGAAAGAAUGCUGUUGUAUGUGGUCGUUCUAAAAAUGUUGGUCUUCCAAUAGCUCUACAUCUUCAUGCAAGUCAGAAUAAAGGCUCCACUAUUGGGGAUGCUACUACAACUAUAUGUCACAGGAACACACCACCUGAUCAACUUCGUCACUUUAUAAAGUCAGCUGACAUUCUGGUGACUGCCACUGGCAUCCCUGGCCUAGUGACAGCAGACAUGGUGAAAGAUGGUGUGGUGGUCAUUGAUGUCGGCAUCACUCGGAUAUUAGAUAAGAACGGCAAAGCCAGACUUGUUGGUGAUGUAGAUUUUGCAGGUGUUUCUAAGAAGGCUAGCUAUAUCACUCCUGUUCCAGGUGGAGUUGGCCCUGUUACUGUUGCUAUGGUGAUCAAAAACACUCUGGCAGCAUACAAAAAUGAACUGGAUUAUGGACCCUGGAAUAAAUCAGUUCUUCCUAGCAGAUGAUGUGUUCUCUGUACUUAAUGUUUAUUUGUAUAAAAAAAAAUCUUAUAUAUACAAUUAAAAUAAAAUUAAUUUAUUUAUGAAAAUUUAGAUCAAAGGUCAAAUCAAAUGUUCAAAAUGUGCAUCCAAAUGUUAAUACACAUUUUAAUGAACUGUAUUUAUUUGGUUUCAUUUCAUAAAGGUUAUUAAUCUCAUUGAUUGAAUCCCUAUUUAUUACCAUUAUGCUUUUAAGAUUAGUAAAUAUAAAUUAUUUAUGAUGAAAAGUUCUUUGUCCUUUUAAAAAAAACAUGAUUAAAAAAAAAUCACUCUUGAUGAUAUUCAUGACAGUGUUACUGUUUAAUAUAAAUAGUUCGUCCAUCGUAGUUCGAUGAUGACCUCUUUGUCAUCCAGAGGGCUGAGGGCUUUGCACUGGGGUUUUAUGUCUCCUCGUGUGGCCGGUGAGACCUAUGUGAACCCAGAAUGUUCGGCUGCACACUGUGCAGGUUAUUCCAGCUGGAGCUGGUGUCAUUGGCCUUGAUUUUCUUUUCUGGCGCUUCUCUUUUCCAUGAUGCUCUGUCAUGUGCCUCUGUCUCCCAGGUGGAUGGGUUUAUGCUGAACGCUUUCAGAGAAGCUUUGAGGGUGUCCCUGAAGCGUUUUCUUUGACCACCUUGCGAGCACUUUCCUUCGCUUGAUUGGUCAUACAAGAGUCAUUUAGGGAUGCUGGGGUCUUCCAUUCUGCAGACAUGUCCUGCCCAUUGCAGCUGGGACUGCAUGAGGAUUGUGUGGAUGCUUUGCAGACCAGCUCUUCGAAGGACUUCAGUAUCUGGUAUUUUGUCUUGCCAUUUGACAUUCAGUGUUUUUCUUAGACAUGUCAUGUGGAAGAGGUUCAGUUCCUUUGCAUUUUUUUCUGUAUACUGUCCACGUUUCUGAGGCAUAGAGCAAUGUAGGGAGGAUAACAGCUUGAUAGAUUCGUAAGCUUUGUGUUUGUGGUGUCCAGACAAACUGUUUCAUACACAUCAUAACAAUGUAGCUAGAUCAACUUUUGCUUGUAAUAUUCAAAACACUUGGAUUAAUGCACUCUCAAAUCACUAAAUGGUUCUAUCAUUAUGAUUGUUUGAAAAAAAUAUAUAUAUUUGAACCUGUUGCUGUCAUCUGAAAAAUAAAAAAGGUUACGGAAUUGCCGAUGUUUUUAUGAUAUGUAUACAGACAGAAAACUGGCAAAUUGUUUUAUUUCAUGAAUCCAUCAUUGUAGAUAUUGUAUAGGAGAUAAAUGUUUUUUUUAAAUGUUAAUUUCUCUGAUCAUUGUGUGUGUUUGGUAUCUAUUGCACUUACAUCCCACCAUACACACAAAAAUAAUUCAUCUUUAACCUUUAAUUGUUGUGUAGCUAAAAUUGCCCAUUUCAAUUAAUGGAUAAAAUAACGGAAUAGUCAUUAGGUCAUUCCAAUCCAUAAGAAUGACUGACCACAUUUAUUGGCUAACAGUGACUCUUUUUUUUCCCCAUAAUUUAUUUUAUUUCAAAAUAUUUUAAGAAAGUGUGUCUCUUAUAAGUAAACUUUUUCAAGUAAAUGAAUUGUUGGCUCAUUUUGUGUAGAGAAAUGUUUAUUAACAAAUCAAUUAACACAGUUGUGUUUUAUUUAAAAUAUUCAGACCAUGCAGAUGAUGUAAAGAUUAUCUGUUUCUGUGCCCACAGUUAAUGAGGGUCUCAUGUGGCCAGCAAAAAGACCAACCGCCUUAAUUUUUCCCCAACAAAUCAGGUGCCCAUUAGAGCUGAGUGGACUCAUAGGCGCACUAAAAAUCACAGUCUUCACCAGGAUUUAAACUCAGUACUCCCUGUUUGAAUGCAAAGCGCUUUACCACUCAUCCACUUCGCCUGCAAUGUUUAAUUGGUUAUACAAUAAUUGUUGAUCUAGACAAUGUUGUUUUUGUUAAAAUAAAUAAAAUUACAUUACAUUUUUUUUUUGUUUUUAAUGACUA